AUAUCGAACCCGCUUCCGCAUCGAGUGCGGAAGAUGCGCAAGGGAACCCGAAGUUGCACCGAAUGCCGAAGACGUAAAACUCGCUGUGUGUAUCCUCCUGGCGAUCCCGUGUGCGUCCUAUGCAAAUCGCGUGAUGGCCGCUGUAUUGAGCAGGGCUACGAGGAUGUCGGCAUUUCAGAAUCGAAAUCUAGCGUGCCGCGGAAACAACCUGCCAAUGAGAAGGCAUCUCAAGGCCGGAAUGGGACAUCAGCCGACCAACCUCCAAAAUUCAGUGGAGAUGCCGAGACGUCGGAUGUCCUCGUAUCAGAGAGAGCAAACUAUGCCCCGAUCGUAUCUUUGCUUCUUCUCGACAGAGACCAGAGGAUGUACCCUCCCUUCCUACUACCGCUUGAAGACAAAUCCGCAUACGUGUGCUCUACAAUACGUUCAAUGCUACCAGGCUAUGACACCAUCAUGUCUGUUCUCACCAAAAAUGGGUCGUGGUGGGACAGCUUCCGCUCAAAGGCAUAUGCUAUUUCUGAAGCCCCUUCUCAGACGAUAGAGGCCUUUUGCAAGCGAACAUAUACAAGCAGCAACCCAGCUGACAUUGGCGCCCUUGCAGUUGCGUUUGCCCGUAGCUUGAAUAAGCAUCGCUAUCUGUAUACCCUGGUAGACGACCUUGUCAUCUCGGACAUCAACUACACAGCAACUAUAGAGGGCCUGGAAUGCUUAAUCUUGCUUGCGAAAUCGUAUACCGAUUGCGGGCAGCCCAAGAGAGCUUGGCUCGUAUGGAGAAAAGGCGCUUCCGCAACGCAGCUGAUGGGCUUGUGCUGUGGGAAGAACUACUCCCGCACAGAGCUGAGGCUCUGGUGCGCCAUUUACCACGGCGAUAGAUUCUGCAGUAUGCUCCUUGGCUUGCCCUACGUGCUGAACGACAACCAUUACCAAUCUGUUCUCACAGCGGCUGGGAUGGGCCAAGGAUUUUACUUUGUUCUCAGAUGCGCCAUUAUCUGUGGAAGGAUCAUUGACCGCAAUAUGACCGCUGGCAAGCCGUCGUUUGCGAAGGCGAUGGAACUGGACGAAGAAUUAUCGUCCAUUGCAUCGACGCAGCCAGAGGAUUGGUGGUCCGUUCCGGAAAGCAUGGAUCAUUUCCAAUUACAAGGAUUAGAGCUAAGUGAUUUCAGAGAGCUGCUGCUGCAACAGUUCUACUUCUUUUGGGUCAAGCUGUACCUUCACUUGCCUUUUCUGGUAGAAUCAACAGCGAGCUCACCUCACUACUUCAGCAGAAUGGCCUGUAUAGAAUCGGCCAAGCAAAUUUUGAGGAGAUAUCGGCUUCUGCGCUGCAAAAACAAGUCUGGUUCUUGCUUAUUCGAAUGUAAGACAACGGAUUUCGCGUGCUUUACUGCCGCUGUUGUUCUUCUCAUCAGCACUUUCCACUGCAGCGCAGUAGGUCGCUCGUCCAGUGUAGAUGAGGAUCUGGAGCUGGUGGCGACUACCGAUAGGCUUUUACUUGGGGAAGAGGUUCAAAAUGAGUGCAAAGUAGCAGCGCAGUGUCGAAAAGUGCUUCAAACGCUCAGCCUAAACGAUCCCAUAACGGCGGACGAAAGUCGGGAAGUCAUAAUCCCAUUUUUCGGAGCGGUGAUCCGCAAG
Trichoderma virens Gv29-8 is the source of this 1629-nucleotide messenger RNA. RefSeq lists its product as uncharacterized. The annotation marks the transcript as partial. Lineage: Eukaryota; Fungi; Ascomycota; Sordariomycetes; Hypocreales; Hypocreaceae. The transcript has 4 exons. The record is from RefSeq and is a predicted model, not a curated record. Gene Ontology annotation, molecular function: zinc ion binding; DNA-binding transcription factor activity, RNA polymerase II-specific. Gene Ontology annotation, biological process: regulation of DNA-templated transcription.